AGUUCUUUGGUUCCAUUUGGCUCAGCGCACGCACGCUUUGAUUGACCUGCGUCCGAGAGCUUCCAGCAGCGGCGCGGCUGCGGGCCAAUGUCCAGAGCGAUGGGGCGCCGGAAGCUGCUCGUGACCGUGGUGAUCUUCGUGAUGGUCGGCUGCCCAAGCUUAGCGUGGAUGGCACGACCUGGCUUCCGCAGCUUCACGGGGCAAAAAAGCAGCGAGGUAGUGAGAUGGAGACAGCUUCAAGUUCCGCAGGCGACGCAGGCUGACAACUCGGAGCUGGCGGGCGGCACUGCGCUGGCCACUGAGACGCCGAAGAAGGCCACCGUGAUGAGCACCGGAGUGGCCUUAGCCAAAGGCAUGUUGGGCAGUGGCGCCUUGUCACUCUCGGCGGGGGCAGCUGCCUUCACACAUACCUCGCAGGGGCUGGGUGUGGCGACAUUGAUCAUUUUGGGCAUGACAAUGCUUUCCGGCUAUACCUUUCAGAUGGUCGCAGAGAGCAGCGCAGACACCGGGGCAGGCGACUUUGGGAAUACCUGGGCGCAGAGCGUGGGAAAGUCUACAGCUUGGCUUCCGCGCAUGGCAGUGGGUAUCAUGUCCUUCACCACCUGCACCGUUUAUGCCAUGAUCCUGGCUGACUUGACCUCGUCUAUCUUGCAGACCUGCCUGGCAGCACUGCCAGCACUAGGUGCAUUGAAGCCCUUCGUCGCGCGCACGCCGACGUUGAUCGGCCUCACGGUCUUCGUGCUGCUGCCACUGUGCCUGGCAGAGGACUUUUCGAGCCUCGCUUUCACUUCCACCCUGGGCUUGGCAGCUUGCGCCUACUUGGCACUCUUCUCCAUUUGGAGGGCCGUGGAUGGUUCUUAUCUUCCCGGUGGCAAGUUCUUCCGGCUAGCGCCCUACACGCCUUGCCCCCUGUGCGGUGCUAGAGAACUCAACGAUAUCGUGAACCCUCGAGCCUUGAUCUUCCUCUCGAGCAUUAGCACCGCCUACAUGAAUCAUGGUAUGGCACCAGCCACUUUCCAGGAACUCAACAGGGGCGUGGAGAGGUCGGAAGGCUUACGACGCUAUGCGUUGGCUGUGCUGGGCGCCUUUGGCUUGGCAGGUUUUGUGUGCACAGCACUGAUGAUUGCAGGCCUCUACACCUUUGGAGACAAUGUGAAUGGAUUGCUGCUGUCCAACUAUGCUGGAACAGAUCUGGCCGCAGCACUUGGAAAGAUGGGUGUUUUGCUCAGUGUCCUCUUCGGCUUCCCCUUGAACUUCCUCCUGCUGCGGACUGAGGUCGCUGCCAUUGUGAGCAAGACCAGAGGUCAGUUGGAUCAGAAUGAGCGGCGAUUGCUGUCGUCCGGAUUGCUGCUAGCGACAGCGCUGCCAGCUCUGGUCCUCAAGGACAUCGGUGUGGUGCAAGCGACGCUGGGUGCCAUUUUCGGCAGCUAUUUGGUCUUCAUUGCACCUGCGGCCAUGUCACGGGGCCUUCGAAAGCAGAAACGGCUCCGAAACCGGGGCCGGUCAGUGGUGGAGGUGUUGCUCGCAGCGCUUCUGGGCGGACUUUCAGUUCUGGGAUGGCUGGGAUGGGAAGUGGCGGUACGUGGUGGGGUGGGGAUUGAGAUGUUUGUGGUAGACGAGGACCUCAGCAGAUUCAGUCCUCAACAGGUUGAGCUGGGACUUUUGGGAGCAAAUGCUGUGCCAAGGUGGAACACCCACGUUUCGACAUGUUUCGACAUCCAAUAACAAUUGUCAUCAAGUGUCGCGGCCCUGUGAUGGUUCAUGCUUGAAAGCUUUUGAGAAAGAGCCAAAUUACAUGAGGUCUGGAAAGAUGGAACCCCUUUUGUUUGAGACGUGGGGACCUUGGGAGUGGCAGCUCUGCCAGGUUUGUUCUGAGCGAUGGCCUCCAACCGAAUGAUUUUGUGCUCGACCGCGAGCGACCCGAGGUGCGGCGUGACCUUGGGCCUUUUGGGGCUCGUCAUCAAUCUCCGCCGCAGCCUGUAGGCAGGGCGAGAUGCAGAAAUCCACCACCUACAUCCACCUGCAUGCCUGUAGUAUCCUGUAGUU
Durusdinium trenchii is the source of this 2046-nucleotide messenger RNA. NCBI's taxonomy places the organism in Eukaryota, Dinophyceae, Suessiales, Symbiodiniaceae. The record is from the annotation of a GenBank genome assembly.